Molecule: messenger RNA, 3135 nt
Organism: Ceutorhynchus assimilis (cabbage seed weevil)
Lineage: Eukaryota; Metazoa; Arthropoda; Insecta; Coleoptera; Curculionidae
Source: the annotation of a GenBank genome assembly
AGUGUCAUUGCGGUGAAAAAAAAAGUCAACAAAUACCCAAUUUAUAAAUAAAAAUUACUUAACAUUUUCCGUCUGUUAAUUUUAGUGAUAAAACUGUGAACAAAUAAAGUGCCAGCUAUUUCGGAAGAGCCCCCGAGCGAAAACCGCUCAAUUCCUUCCCCAUAGAAAAGUCCGGACAUUAAAAUGUGCAACGCGUUAAUAUACGCCUUGCUAAACUCGAUUGAUUUUUACAUAAGCUCCAAAAAUAAAAAGUACUUUUCUGCCAGCACGAUGUGCAACAACAAUAGAACUAUGUACAGUCAGUGAUAUCUUCACGUAUCACUGUUCGCCUUAUCAGUUUUUAGUUUUUAAGUAUCAAAUUACCUGGUGCAAGUGUGUCCUUUUUUAACAACAACAAAUCAGUCAUUGAGUUCAUCUAAUGGCACAAGCAUCGUUGAAAAGGAGCAGAUCCAGACGCCGCAUCGCUGCGGUCAGCUUUUUGUCCAAUAUUUCUUUGGACGGUAGCUACAAGGAUACCAGGUUGGCACUGUUGCCCAGAAACGGUGCUAUAAAACCUAUAAAAGAUUAUAUUUUGGAAGAAACCGAUGUUAAUGAGGAGUGUUUUAGCGAGAGCGAAAAUGUACCUUUGAAGGGGCAAAAGGUGCACAAGAAUCAUGGUUCAGACGGUGUUGUCACUCCUCUCAAGGUCUUGGGUGAUAAUAAGGGGAAUGUUAGAUCUACCGACAACACUGAAUCAUCGGCCACCAAAGCUCUGAUGCACUCAACAAAAAAAUUCCAAAAACGCCUAACCCAUCACUCCUUGUUGACGGGCGGCGUUGACGGUAGCAGCUCAGAAAGCCUAGAACCGGCUGUCAAGUGGAGGGGCGGCAGCACUUCACCCGCCCAUUUGACUCAACAGGAACCGCCCAAACGUAAAGUGCGCGUUCUGAAACCGACUCAGUACACGAAAUUCGGCGACGAGCGAAUCAUGAUGUGCACCGCCAAACAUGUUCCUUUCAUGGUUUGCUCUUUUAUACCUUACAGGAAGUCCAGAUCAGAAUUAAAACGAGAAGAAAAACGCAAACGUACAACUUCCUCGGGAACAAGGCCCUUAUCUUCAAUAGGUGAUGCCCUUGAUCCUUUUGAUUCUUUAGGAAUUGAGCGGGUUUUAGAAGGACAGGAAGUUUCUUACGGUUAUUUGUUGACUCCGACCCAAAAAGAGGGCCAAAAUAAACGAGACGAUCCCAGUGAUUCAACCAGGAAACCCAAACAUGUAGUUGCAAGGACGAAAGUCAUUACUUGGCAGCCAGAACAUAAAUGGUGUUUCUCGUACGAUCCGAACGUAAUUCAAAGAACAACUACCGUUUUGUCGCAAUCGCCGCCCGAUUUGGGGGAAGACGCACCCACUAACGUCAUCGGCUACCACCCCCAUCUGUUGGACGAUCCAGAAUUGAUUGCUGGGAAACAUCGCACCCUUUUGACGUUUGCCUCGUACAUGACAUCUGUCAUUGAUUAUGUCAAACCGUCUGACUUGAAGAAGGAGAUCAAUGACAAGUUCAAGGCCAAGUUUCCGCAGGUGCAACUGACUUUGAGUAAACUGAGAAGCAUCAAGCGCGAAAUGAAAAAGAUCGUCAAGCAAGAGUGCGCCAUCGACCUUUUGACCGUUGCGCAGGCGUACGUCUACUUCGAAAAACUCAUCCUACGGGGUCUGAUCAACAAACAAAAUCGCAAAUUGUGCGCAGGCGCCAGCCUCAUCCUGUCUGCUAAGCUGAAUGACGUCAAAGGAGAUCAACUGAAGUUGCUCAUUGAAAAAACCGAAAACACUUUCCGUCUCAGUCGCAAAGAACUGAUUGCUUUUGAAGUAGCUGUUUUAGUGGCACUUGAGUUUGGGUUGCACGUGCCUACUUGGCAGGUCAACCCGCACUAUCAACGUUUGCUCUAUGAUUCUUGAUCCGAGUGGAAUCGCAAGGUUCAGUUUCAACGGUUGAAGUUGACUUUGCCUAAUUUUAUCGGUUGACAGCUGUUAAUAUCACCUCUGACAAUAUCAUUUGUCAAUGUUGAUAAUAAGCCAUUUGUUAACUGAAUGACGUUUUGUUCGGUUGACAUAGAAAUAACGCUUUUGACAGCAAUAUCAAUUGUUAACUGUCAAUAAGUUAAAUGUGAUUUGUCAGCUGAAUGACGUUUUGUUUAGAUGUCCAAUAAUGCUAAGAUAAUUACUACUUACUUAACUGACACAUUGGGUACUUAAAUGCCAAUUUGAUGUGAUUUUUUUUUUAUAGAAUUAGGACUUGUUUUUUUUUUAUCAUUGAUUAUUUGGAAAUUAUUGAUUUUUUUUAAAAAUUUUUGGCUGUUUUUUUUGUUACUUAUAUUUUUAAUUAUUAUUCGUUAAACUAUUGUAUAAAUUAGUAGUAGUAGAAGUGUUUCUGUCUUUUUCUAUAACGCUUUGCAAAACAAAGACGAAGAUACAAUUGGUUUGUUCCAAGGACAAUGAAAAAUCUUUUUCGCUCGAAUUUUAAUUUUAGACUGUAACUUGUAAAUAGGGAACUACAUUUUAUAUUCUAAGGGUUGGUUUAUUCAUUUUCUGAUAUGCAAUUUGACAGAUAAAAACGCAAUCAGGGCUGGGACUGUGGAACAAAUAGAGAUAGUUAUUGUUGUUUUCUCUCUUUUGAAAAUCAAUAGAGAGUUAGAGAGUCCUAGCCCUGUAAUUUCAUUGGUCGGUCUGUUAUUUGUUGUCCAAUAGAAUUAAAAAACAGUAAAUUUAUCUUGCAGAUAAUUACCAGCGAGUUAAAUAAACCGAGCCUAAAUAUUGUACAAUUUAUAGGAAGAGUCCUUUUUUUUUCCUACUUUACUAGUGCUAGUGUUAUAAGGGAAAAAAAUAUAUUAUAUACAUACAGGGUGGUUCAAUUUGGACACUUUUAAUGGGAAACAUUAAUUUCUAAGUAUUUUUAACUGUUUUGUCACUAGAUGGCGUUUCAAAUUGGAUCACCCUGUACUAUUUAGCUGGGUUAGGAUUUUUAUAUACAUACAUAUUGACAAUGUGGUUUUUGUUGAAAAGAACCCAUUUAUUAUUAUUAUUAGUUAUAGCUCGUUUUUGAAUUAAUUUGUUGCUUACUUACUUAUUUUUGAAUAAACGGAAUAUUAAUUUUUCUUUUAGAA